Messenger RNA from Macrosteles quadrilineatus (aster leafhopper), 2736 nucleotides. RefSeq lists its product as uncharacterized. The transcript is spliced from 22 exons. The record is from RefSeq and is a predicted model, not a curated record. Lineage: Eukaryota; Metazoa; Arthropoda; Insecta; Hemiptera; Cicadellidae. Bases 1 to 2622 code for a protein of 873 amino acids. Gene Ontology annotation, molecular function: carbohydrate binding.
AUGGCCAUGGUCAUUCAACCACAAAAGUCCCGAGGUUACCAAAUGCCACUUAAGUCUGGUGUCUUAUUGAAGAGAAGAAUUGUAAGAGUUACUCUUCCUGGCGAUGGAAUGGGACCCUCUAUUGAAGAUGGGCAUGGUCCAUUCCUGGACCUAAAAAAGGGCAAUUUGCCUAAUCCAGAACAAAUUCAAGGAAUAAUCAGAGGUCUAAAACAAAAGAUGCGGCUCAUCCAGGAGGAAAUACAUGGUGGACCAGUUGGUCAACUUGGGCCUUUUGAUUCAAAUAUCAACAUGUUGAAGGCAUUGGCACCAGGGCAAACUAAGAUGUCUCAAAAUGAAGCAAAACCAGUGGUUAGAGUGCAGACGGACGUUGGACAUCCUAUGAUGGAGAUCGACCGCGCGUAUGAGAGAAUAUUUAUGGUAUACAAGCUGACGUCUCAACUUUAUGAACAGUCUUCUGUUGUAGUUGAAGGGUCAUUGAAUGACAAUGCUAAAUGGUUUGAGGUGAACUUCUUGGUUGGAAAGAUAAAAGACGAUGACUAUUAUGACUAUGACGAUUAUUCUGACAUUGGAUUCCAUUUUAAUCCAAUGAUGGGUUACAAUGGAAGAACCUUUACAUACCGUAAUAUCCACAUGAAUGGAAAGUGGGGCUGGUCUCAGGGUUCAAGUAAAGAAAAUUUUCCGUUCCAUCCAGGACAGCCGUUCUACCUCGAAUUCUACAUCACCAAAACCGAGUUUAAGGUGGCUGUGGAUGGUCAGCAUUACAUCUCCUACAAACACAUAGAACCUUUUAGAGAUAUUAACAGGAUCCAGUUUCUCGGACAUAUAACUCUGACCAACGUUAACUUCCAAAACACCUCCAAUUACCCUUCCCCUCUGUCACAGACCAAACCUGUGGAAGAAGGGCAGACUGACGUUGGAAAUCCUAUGUUGGAGAUCGACCGCGUAUGGAAGAGAAUAUUUAUGGUAUACAAGAUGACGUCUCAACUUUAUGUCCAGUCUUCUGUUAUAGUUGAAGGGACGGUGAAUGAUGAUGCUAAGUGGUUUGCAGUUGACUUCUUGAUUGGAAAUGAAGUUUACGAUGAUUGGCCUCGCGUUAACUACGGUGCAAUGAAAGAUUACUCUGACCAAGGAUUUCAAUUUCAACCAUGGUUUAUUAAGAAUGUCUACACAUCCCGUAAUACAGCAAUAAAUGGCAAGUGGGGCUAUGAGGAGGGAUCAGUUGCUGAAAGGUUUCCGUUCUAUCGAGGACAGCAAUUCUACCUCGAAUUCUACAUCACCAAAGCCGAGUUUAAGGUGGCUGUAGAUGGUCUGCACUACGUCUCCUACAAACACAGAGAGCCUUUUAGAGAUAUUAACAGGAUCCGGUUUCGCGGACAUAUAACUCUGACCAAUGUCCACUUCCAGAACACCCCCGAGUACCCUUCCCCUCUGCCACAGAUAAAACCUGUGGAAGGAGGGCAGACAGACGUUGGGCGUCCUACGUUGGAGAUCGACCGCGUGUUUCAGAGAAUACAUACAGUAUACAAGUUGACGGCUCAACCUUAUGCCCAGUCUUCUUUUAUAAUUGAAGGGACGUUGGAUGAUAAUGCUACAUGGUUUGAAGUGAACUUUUUGUCUGGAUAUAAAGAAUACUAUGAUUCGCCUGACAUUGUAUUCCAAUUUAGUCCAAUUAUUGGUAAGAAAAAGAUCUAUACAUACCGUAAUACCUACAUGAACGGCAAGUGGGGCAAUAAGGAGGGAUCAGUUGCUGAAAGGUUUCCGUUCCGUCGAGGACAGCCGUUCUACCUCGAGUUCUACAUCACCGAAGCAGAGUUUAUGGUGGCUGUGGAUGGUCGGCACUUCAUCUCCUACAAACACAGAGAACCUUUCAGGGGUGUCACCAGAAUCCAGUUUCUCGGACAUAUAACUCUGGCCAACGUCGACUUCCAGAACACACCCAAGUACCCUUCCCCUCUGCCACAGAUAAAACCUGUGGAAGGAAGGCAGACAGACGUUGGACUUCCUAAGUUGGAGAUCGACCGCUUGUGUGAGACAACACAUGAGGUAUACAAGCUGAGGACACAACUUCAUGAACAGGCUUCUAUUAUAGCUGAAGGGUUUGUGAAUGAUGAUGCUAAACGGUUUGAAGUGAACUUUUUGGUUGGAUAUAAAGAUGACGAUGAUUGGCCUCAGCUUGAAAGGCCUCACAUUCUAAAUAAAGAAGACGAUGAUCGGCCUGACAUUGCAUUCCAAUUUAAUCCAACGUUUGCUGAGAAUAUCAUCGCAUACCGUAAUACCUACAUGAAUGGCAAGUGGGGCAAUAAGGAGGGAUCAAUUGCUGAAAAGUUUCCGUUGCGUCGAGGACAGCCAUUCUUCUUGGAAUUCUACAUCACCAAAGCCGAGUUUAUGGUGGCUGUGGAUGGUCAGCACUUCAUCUCGUACAAACACAGAGAACCUUUCAGGUCUGUCACCAGAAUUCAGUUUCGUGGAGAUAUAACUCUGGCCAACGUCGACUUCCAGAACACCCCCAAGUACCCUUUCCCUCAGCCACAGGGAGUGUGGAUACGUGCUGAAGAUUAUAAUAAGGAACAGCAUGGCGAAAUAAUUACUAGCCCUCAGACAGAACACCAGAAACCACGAUGAUGUUAUGAUGUGAGACAAACAACAAACCUAUGGAGAGAAAAUAUACAAGAGAGAAAAUGUCAAACUUACAUUGUACAUCGCAAUUAGGAUGCAGUACUAAAUAUAAAAAACAGU